AUGCUGGGUUUCUCGAUAGUGUUCGACUCAGUGAAAGCUCCGGGUCUAGGAUUAGGGGCACGAUACAUUUUCACCAUGGGAUUGGGCCGUCUUUUAAGAGCUAUAACCUUCGUAUCUACUAUCUUACCUUCAGCUAGACCUUGGUGCGCUUCAGCCCGAUUCAACAACGUCCCUUCUCAUCCUCAUCGUUGGGCUCAGAAGUAUUAUGUCCCUUAUGCUAAAGACCCUUCUUCUAUUCGCCAGCUCCUCCACUGGGAUGCAGCUUACGGUAGCAUCUCGUCUCAGCUCACUACUCUACUUAAGCUGUUUGCUUUUGCUGAUCCUGGAAACUACAUUGGUGACUACAGAGCUGACUGGGGUCCAAUGAGCUUCCUCAGCAGCUUCUUGAGACCGAGUUACUCUGAAGGGUCUUCGUGGUUUGCUUUACUAAAGAAAGCGGGAGGUGGUUGUAAUGACCUCUUGUACAGCGGCCACAUGCUUGUAGCUGUCCUAACCGCUAUGGCUUGGACGGAGGCUUAUGGAGGUUUCUCUUCGGCGUUGAUAUGGUUGCUAGUGGCACACAGCACACAGCGCACAGAGGGAAAUGUUAGAGCAAGAUGA
This is a messenger RNA of Brassica napus (rape), 600 nucleotides long. Its product is annotated as protein PHLOEM UNLOADING MODULATOR-like. Bases 1 to 600 code for a protein of 199 amino acids. The record is from RefSeq and is a predicted model, not a curated record. Gene Ontology annotation, molecular function: sphingomyelin synthase activity; ceramide cholinephosphotransferase activity. Gene Ontology annotation, cellular component: Golgi membrane; endoplasmic reticulum membrane. Lineage: Eukaryota; Viridiplantae; Streptophyta; Magnoliopsida; Brassicales; Brassicaceae. The transcript has 3 exons. Gene Ontology annotation, biological process: ceramide biosynthetic process.